AUGCAACACUUUUCGAGGGGCUUUAGCUACUCAAGGCUAUUACCGAAGAGUAUGUCUUCUUUGAGUGGUAAGCCUGAUCUUUUUGAGUACACAUCUGGGCGCUUUUUAUUUAACGAAGACAUCCGCCGCUCUGAACGCCAUAUUGAAUUUGACGUGAAUGCUCUUACAAAGGUGGCCUGCCAUUCUGUCGGUCGACCCCUUAAUGGCGUGGCCUCGAUUACAAAACUUACCGAGGGGGGCUUUAACCGUGUCUUGCAAGUCACAUUCAAUAACGGAUAUACAAUUCUUAUAAGGCUGCCAUACAAGACAACUGUUCCGAAACAUUACACAGUGACUAGUGAAGCUGCCACACUCGCACUUCUGCGUGCUUAUAAGGUCCUAGUCCCAAAAGUCCUUGUAUAUUCUUCAGACCAGACAAAUGCCGUUGGGACCGAAUAUACUCUACUUGAAAAGCUUAAAGGAACACCCUUAAGUUAUCAAUGGUUAUCUAUAGAUACCAAAACUAGGGUCAAAAUUGUUGAUAUAGAGAGGCGGUUGAUAAGUAUCCAUUUCCUAGUAAAUGGAAGUCUUUAUUAUCGCCAUGAUCUCGACGCCUUAAAACACUUAAUCCUAGUCUCGGACGAUAUUGUCGUUGGCCUAACUGUAUAG
Molecule: messenger RNA, 648 nt
Organism: Penicillium coprophilum
Lineage: Eukaryota; Fungi; Ascomycota; Eurotiomycetes; Eurotiales; Aspergillaceae
Product: kinase-like protein
Exons: 3
Coding region: 1-648 (215 amino acids)
Cellular component (GO): mitochondrion
Source: RefSeq, a predicted model, not a curated record